Messenger RNA from Mycotypha africana, 1032 nucleotides. RefSeq names its product linker histone H1 and H5 family-domain-containing protein. Bases 229 to 534 code for a protein of 101 amino acids. Gene Ontology annotation, cellular component: nucleosome; nucleus. NCBI's taxonomy places the organism in Eukaryota, Fungi, Mucoromycota, Mucoromycetes, Mucorales, Mycotyphaceae. The record is from RefSeq and is a predicted model, not a curated record. Gene Ontology annotation, molecular function: double-stranded DNA binding; nucleosomal DNA binding. The transcript has 3 exons. Gene Ontology annotation, biological process: negative regulation of DNA recombination; chromosome condensation; nucleosome assembly.
AUUACCAGAGCAAUUUUAUUUCACAGUGAAUAAAUGAGAUAAUGCAACCGAGAUGCUCUUGUAAAGUUUUUACUCUGUCUCUGGCUUGAAAUUCUCAUAUUUUCCUUAUCUCGCGUGAAGCUUGCUUCUUCCCUUUUUCCUUUUGCGUCGUAAAUUUUUCAAUUCUUUAUUCUUUUUCCCCCUUUAUUUCUCUCUCUUUUACUGUUUAUCCUUCUUUCUUUUCUUCUUAUGACGACUGAAUCCGUUAUACAGCCAGUUGAAGAUAGUAGGAAAGACGCUGCCACUAGUAUUGUCGCUACUACUCUUGUAGCAUCUUUCAAAAAGGGCGCUGAUCAUCCUUCGUAUGAAAAUAUGAUUACUGCUGCUAUUCUUAAUUUAAAGGAACGUAAGGGUAGCUCACGCCCAGCCAUCAAAAAAUAUAUCCUUGCCAACUACAAAAUGAAUCCUGGAAACCAAUUUGACUAUCAAAUAUCCAACGCAAUUCGUCGUGGUGUUGCGAAAAAUGUUUUUUCACUUCCAAAGGGUAAAAGAUGACUAUGAUUUUGGGAAGCUAAUGAUGUAGCUAUCUGCUGCUGGGAUGUGGGAGGAAAUGAAAAAUAGGCGUGAGCGGAAAGGCGGCGUAAGGAGAAUAUCAAGAUUCGUAUCGAAAUACAGGGAGUGGUAUGUACAGCUUCUUACUGUAUUUUAUUCACCCAUGUACAAUAGGCAGCUCCGGUGCUAUUAAGUUAGUCAAACCUGAAAAGAAAGAAGCAAAGAAGAAAGCAGCAUCAGGAUCCAGUAAGAAAAAAGAAGCCCUCAAGAAGAAGAUCGUCAAGAAGAUGUCUGCUGAAGGUAAAUCGACGACGAAGCCUAUCAACAAGAAGCUAAGAACAACUGAAACAAAGAUGAAAAAGAAAGUGGCCGUUUCACCUGCUAAGAAGGCCUUAAAGAAGAAAGUAGCAGCAACACCCAAGGCUCCUUCAAAAAAGGCUUCCAGUACUGCCACGGCUUAAUGAAGAUAUAGUUAAUAAACACGGACAUAAUGAAAUAAUG